Strongylus vulgaris is the source of this 327-nucleotide messenger RNA. NCBI's taxonomy places the organism in Eukaryota, Metazoa, Nematoda, Chromadorea, Rhabditida, Strongylidae. The record is from the annotation of a GenBank genome assembly.
AUGAUCUCAACUAACUGUGUCGACAUAACUGAACGACCGGAAAUCCGCACUAUAUCAUCUGAUGAUCGUUCUCGGCUAUUGGCUGAAUAUAAGCGACAACGUCGCGAGAUGGGACCACGCCGUUUCGCCAAGGCUAUAGCCACCUCGAAAGUUUGCGAAAUAGUAGAGCGGAUCGACGCAGCCUUAGCACCUCAACGCAUGCCGUACUGGGAUGUACGAUGGGAUCUCCGUUUGCCACGACCUGGUGACUCUGUGAUAUUUAGCGAAGACUUCUUUCCGAAGGCGAGAAGACGUCGAGCGAAAGAAAAAUUUUCAAGAGAGCCGUGA